UAGUUCUCUCUCUCCCUACUAGUGUGUGUAAGCGCUGCAUUAGGAAGAUGGACCACCACUGUCCCUGGGUUAACAACUGUGUGGGAGAGAACAACCAGAAGUUCUUUGUGCUCUUCACAAUGUACAUCGCACUCAUCUCCCUCCACUCUCUGGUGAUGGUGGUCUUCCACUUCCUGUACUGCUUCGAAGAUGAUUGGACAAAGUGCAGUUCCUUCUCACCUCCUGCGACCGUCAUCCUCCUCAUCCUCCUGUGCUUUGAGGCCCUCCUCUUCCUCAUCUUCACCUCUGUGAUGUUCGGGACUCAGGUCCAUUCCAUCUGUACAGACGAGACGGGCAUCGAACGUCUGAAGGGGGAGCAGGCCAGGUGGGAGAAGACUUCCUGCUGGGAGGCGAUGAAGUCAGCGUUUGGAGGGCCCUUCUCCCCAUCCUGGCUCAGUCCCUUCUCCGACCUCCGCUGUAAGAGGGAUCCCAAUGACCACGUGGCGCUGCCACAGGGGGAGAUCGUCGAGGAGGACGUCAUAGAGAUACCGCUGGUCUAGUGUCAUGAGACUCCCGUAGAACUAGAAUGAAUAGAAUGGCCAUCCCGUAGAACUAGAAUGAACAGAAUGGCCGUCCCGUAGAACUAGAAUGAACAGAAUGGCCGUCCCGUAGAACUAGAAUGAACAGAAUGGCCGUCCCGUAGAACUAGAAUGAACAGAAUGGCCGUCCCGUAGAACUAGAAUGAACAGAAUGGCCGUCCCGUAGAACUAGAAUGAACAGAAUGGCCGUCCUGUAGAACUAGAAUGAACAGAAUGGCCGUCCCGUAGAAUGAAUAGAAUGGCCGUCCCGUAGAACUAGAAUGAACAGAAUGGCCGUCCCGUAGAACUAGAAUGAACAGAAUGGGCGUCCCGUAGAACUAGAACAAACAGAAUGGCCGUCCUGUAGAACUAGAAUGAACAGAAUGGCCGUCCCGUAGAACUAGAACGAAUAGAAUGGCCGUCCCGUAGAACUAGAAUGGGUGUAGAACCUCGCACCCUGGCAGGUUUUGACUGGUGAACUCCUGGGUACACUUGCUAUGGAAGCCUGGUGUUGUGAUCCAAUAUGGCGUCGUUGACUUCAUAAUUAGGAAGGUGAUUUACAUUUGUCCUAUUUCAGACCUGUACCAGUGUGUAUUAUACACGUGUGAAUUGUAUUUAUUUAUUUUUUUCUGCAUAUCUCAACUCUCCCUGAGACACCCUCGGGGGGGGAUCUGGACUAGGCUUUUAUAGAGAUGCCAGUUCUAUUCAUUCUAUUUCUAUACAGACUCCACUGGUCGAGUGCGGUGUCCUUCCCACAGUGCUACUGCUGCUUGGACCAAAGCCUUAAAGAGACCCUACACCAAAUGUCCUUUUUAAAGAAAUGAGCCACAAAAUGUCCAGGUCGAUACCCCUGGGGAUGUGAACGAGGUACAAGUCCCAACGAAGACGAGAGUUGGAUUGUACCCAAACGGGCUCUUUCAGUACUCCAGAGUAUCUCCUGCAUACACAGCUCUACAUGGUUCAGUACUCCAGAGCAUCUCCUGCAUACACAGCUCUACAUGGUUCAGUACUCCAGAGCAUCUCCUGCAUACACAGCUCUACAUGGUUCAGUACUCCAGAGCAUCUCCUGCAUACACAGCUCUACAUGGUUCAGUACUCCAGAGCAUCUCCUGCAUACACAGCUCUACAUGGUUCAGUAUGGGAAGACCUCUAGAUAAUGACUUGUGGACUAUGCAGAAUCUAGACUGUCCGUUGCCUUUUAAUCUUACUUCACUGAGUGCCUUUAUAAAAUGUCAAGUUGAGAAUUUACAAUUACUGGCCUUGUUCUGCAUGGUAUGCAAAUGAGGUGGUAACAGUUACUGGCCUUGUUCUGCAUGGUAUGCAAAUGAGGUGGUAACAGUUACUGGCCUUGUUCUGCAUGGUAUGCAAAUGAGGUGGUAACAGUUACUGGCCUUGUUCUGCAUGGUAUGCAAAUGAGGUGGUAACAGUUACUGGCCUUGUUCUGCAUGGUAUGCAAAUGAGGUGGUAACAGUUACUGGCCUUGUUCUGCAUGGUAUGCAAAUGAGGUGGUAACAGUUACUGGCCUUGUUCUGCAUGGUAUGCAAAUGAGGUGGUAACAGUUACUGGCCUUGUUCUGCAUGGUAUGCAAAUGAGGUGGUAACAGUUACUGGCCUUGUUCUGCAUGGUAUGCAAAUGAGGUGGAAGCAGUUUUUUAACUUUUUCUAUCUGUAUUAUCAUGUCAGAGAAAUUACAUGACCUUUAUACGUGUGUUAAUUAAAGGGCCUUUUCUAAA
Oncorhynchus nerka (sockeye salmon) is the source of this 2289-nucleotide messenger RNA. It is a transcript of the gene zdhhc3a, whose product is annotated as zinc finger DHHC-type palmitoyltransferase 3a. The coding region runs from base 48 to 539 and encodes 163 amino acids. Gene Ontology annotation, biological process: peptidyl-L-cysteine S-palmitoylation; protein targeting to membrane. Gene Ontology annotation, molecular function: protein-cysteine S-palmitoyltransferase activity. The transcript has 4 exons. Gene Ontology annotation, cellular component: Golgi apparatus; endoplasmic reticulum. The record is from RefSeq and is a predicted model, not a curated record. Lineage: Eukaryota; Metazoa; Chordata; Actinopteri; Salmoniformes; Salmonidae.